This is a messenger RNA of Cercospora beticola, 3373 nucleotides long. RefSeq names its product Pho2p (gene PHO2). Gene Ontology annotation, biological process: regulation of transcription by RNA polymerase II; cell differentiation. The record is from RefSeq and is a predicted model, not a curated record. Gene Ontology annotation, molecular function: DNA-binding transcription factor activity, RNA polymerase II-specific; RNA polymerase II cis-regulatory region sequence-specific DNA binding. NCBI's taxonomy places the organism in Eukaryota, Fungi, Ascomycota, Dothideomycetes, Mycosphaerellales, Mycosphaerellaceae.
GUUUGCUCCCAAUCCCAUCACUUAUCGCCCCGUCUUCAUCCCUCUCAAGCAGCAUCAUUGCCUCGCCGUCACUCUUUUGGUGCUGUUCUGGUGCUGUGCUUUGUCCUACUUCCCUUCCACUACUCACUGCCAUACGUUCUUUUUGUCCCGCCGUCACUCCUUUCGGCGCGAAGUCGUUCUUUCCUCUUUCCAACUAUCACUUCAUUCAUUUAGUUGCGGCUGCGCCAGGAGGCUCGGAUCACCGGCAGCAGCAAUCUCGACGAGCGACGACCGACACAUCAUCGACGCGAAGAGAUCCAGUGGUAUUGCUAUCGCUUCCGCCUGAUCCUACGACUACCCCCUGUGCGCUCUCACCGCACUGCAGGCUGGCCCACACUUACCCACCACUCCGCCCGCGCACCUCUCACGCGCCGACCGACGAUUUUGAUAUCGAUUCUCCUCCGACCGCACAGGCUGUGCCACGACGAGACGACCCCAUCUCAGCUCCAAUUCUCCGCAGCGGCCGCAAACAUGGCCGACGUAAUGCCUCCGCCAGCGCCCGCCCAUCAGGCACAGACACCCCAGGACACAAAGUCAAGCAUGGCUUCAUCCACCUCCCCCGAAAGCGUGCAACGCAGUAAUUCGGUCAGCAAUAGCGCAUCCCGCCGCCCGCCGCGGAAAAGCACCCUCACCCAGCAACAGAAGAACCAGAAGCGUCAACGAGCUACCCAGGACCAGCUGAUGACGCUGGAGGUUGAAUUCAACAAGAAUCCAACCCCAACUGCACUGGUGAGGGAGCGCAUAGCACAAGAAAUCAAUAUGACCGAGCGCUCCGUACAGAUUUGGUUCCAAAACAGACGCGCGAAGAUUAAAAACAUUGCAAAACGAAGCAUCGAAAGCGGGGAGGACUGUGACAGCAUACCCGAAUCUAUGCGCCAGUAUCUUGCUAUGCAAGCGUACGGUCCCGGUAAGGGCCUGCCGGCAAACAUGCUCGGUCGUGGCCCAGGAUUUGGUCACUUCGGCAAUGGGGGACUAAUGCUCAACCACGACCAAUCUUCUAGCAAGGUUGUCAUCCAACAUUUCCACUGCCGCUCGUUAUCCAUUGGAACAUGGCGACGAGUCGGUCAGAGCACGAUGGAUCUCGUCAUUUUCUACUCUCCCGACAAAGCUUGCGUCACGUAUUACAUCAACAACGAUUCCGCGGGGUACAAGAUCGAAUACCCAUUCGCGUGGAUCAAGAACAUCACGCUGGAACAGGGCGAUGUCUUAGCUGCUGCGGAGGGUGCUUCUCAGAGGUCUGGUGGUCUUAUAAUCGAGCUUAAUCGACCCCCAAAAUUCUACAUGGACAGCUCCGGAAGCGGUGGCUUCUACGAGUGCGGCGACUUCACCGAGGACCAGCAGGCUAGCCAGGUGAUGGUUCACCACCUCGGAGGACCCUCGAAAGUGCUUAGUGGGCAGCUUGCGAAGCUGGUUUCACUCGAAGCAUACCAGAAUCGACACAAUAUCUUCGACCCCAACGCAUUCGCAGUGUCCGCACCUGUCUCACCCAUGGGACGCCCUGCGAGUCAGCCUAACCACAUGAUGCACCCGCACACCGGGAUGCACCUAUUUCCCCCACAAGAUCCUCAUGCAGGCAUGAUGGGCCCUCCAGGACCUCGCGGCCACAAGCGCCAACGCAGCCGGUCUGUUCCUGCUGCUAUCGACUUCAACAUGUUCCGAACUGGUCAGAUGCCAAUGCCCUCUUUCCUCAUACAGGAAGAAAACCAGCCCGCCCACGUCCCUAUGCAGGAUCCGAACAUCUUUGCGCCUGUGCCACAGCACCAGAUUCCACAAGGAUUUGCGGGUGGUGCUGGUCCGCAGCACUUGAGCAUCGACACCUCUCAGAGCUACAACAGCAUGGGCAUGCAGUUCAACGGAUCCGUCUCGGCGACGACCGCCAACUCACCAAGUGAGUUUGGCACUCCGGGCUUCUUUACGCAAGCCCCACCCGCGGAAGCCUUGCAGCCCACCCAGUUCAACCCACAUAUGAACAAUGGGUUCUUGACCGUGGACUCGGGACACAUGCUCGGAACUAGCACCACGCCCCUCUCGAUGACGAGUCACGGCGACCCGGUCAUCGCCGACCACUCACCGCCAUUGAAUGGAAUGGGACGGAGUCAAAGUGCUGAUCUGUUUGGAACACCUAACGAAAACGCACAGCUUGGGAGCGACGACCUGUACUUGUCGGAGUCCUUCAACAAGCAAAUCGCACUCCCAUUCCGCAGUCCGAUGGCAGAGGAUGCCUUUCAGUCGCCCAUGCCAGAUGGCAUGUUCAACUUUCAGUCACCGCCAUCGAACAGUCAGGACGCAAACAUGCAAAUGAACGGCCAACAGCAGAUGAACUACCAAAGCCCUCCGCAGCAUGAAGGCUCGAAUUAUCAAUCGCCUGCUGCACAGCACCAGGACAGCGGGGUCUCAUUCUCGACACCAUCGCAUGUACCUCAAGACCAAGCGGCAAUGUUCCACACUCCCGGAGACUCCGGCAUGCUUUAUAACGACGCGAAGAUGUACACCAGCCCUGGUCAGAUGCAACAGGUACCGGAUGAGCAGCAGAUGUUCCAGCAUCAAAGCCCCGGCAACGGAUUUGACAUGCAAAACCAGCAGAUGUUUGGCUUCGUUGAUCCAAACUACCUCGGACAGCAGCAAUGAGCGAUGCCCGAAGCUUGCUCUGAAGACAGAGACCGACACUGGACGAUUACGACAAGUGCCUUACACAGGCCAAAUGCAUACGGCCGAAGCUUACCGAUUGGCGUUCGAGAAUUCUAAUUCAUAAUUUACCCGACUCUUCUGUGUGGAUGCUUUUGCAAAGCUUUUUGGGGUGUCUUUUGAGUUGACAAACAACUACUUGGGGAAGCAAAAACUGGCGCUGGCUCUUUACGAAAUCUCUAAUUUUUAGUACGGCGUUCAACACGGAUGCCGCUGUGCGAGCGAUAAGUGGAUCACUGCAAAAAAACAGGAUCUACAUCUAACGAGGGAGCAACUCGGAAACAACUUUUUUUAUUGUGUUUUUUUUUUCGCGCGGGAUGGGGGGAAUACCAGGAUGUGAGGACGGCUGCCCACUAAAGUUGGAUACCCACGGGAGAAGGAUGGAGAAAGGGACACAAGUGAUUAGGAUGGAGUCUACAAACAUUGCAAGAGCUUUUGCUUUGACAAAGUAUGAAUUUGCACUUUUGAAGCGCCUUUGUUGGAGAGAAGAAAGGGUUCAUUGGUUAUUGCUGCUGCUGCGUAGUACUCGUUGGGCCAGUGUGUGCAUAUUUGCCUCUCGCCCCAUGCUGGAAAUGGUAGCGAUGAUGGAUUGAGAAAAAGCACUGAGCUUCGAAUGUAUGGAACAACUUUGCCGCCGAACACACACGAG